CAAUCCAUUAGUCACGUGACUUUCCUUUCAAAUCCAAAAUGGCUGACAGAGGAGAACAAGAUCGUUUGAUAUCAGAGUUUUCUGAUGUUACUGGAGUUGAUGCAGAUAGAGCACAGUUCUUUUUAGAAUCUUCUGGCUGGCAAUUACACCUUGCUCUUAGUAGUUUUUUUGAAGAUGGAGGAGAUGAUUCUCCAAGCCCUCCACCACCAUCAGCAGCUCAACCACAGAAUACUCAAAGUCGUGGAACAAGAUCUAGUGCUAGAAUUGCUACAAUGGAUGCAUUCAGAGCGGGUGRUGAAGAGAAUGAUAGUGAGGAAGAUAAGGGACAAGCUUUUUAUGCAGGAGGUUCCGAAACAAGUGGACAGCAAAUUUUAGGUCCACCAAAAUCUAAAAAGAAGCAAAACCCCAAAGACUUAACACAAGAUAUCUUUGAUGAGGCAAGAAGACAUGGUGCUGAAGAGGUCUCAGAUGAACCUGGUCCCAGCAGCAAACCCCCUACCAGAUUUACUGGGGCAGGCUAUAGACUUGGAGAUACUGAAGGAGGGACAUCACAGCCUGUUGCUGGCACAAGACCAGCCGGACAAGAACCACAAGAUACAGAAGUCUUACUCAAGUUUUGGUCUAAUGGAUUCUCAGUUGAUGAUGGAGAACUGCGCUCUUUUGAUGAUCCUAGUAAUAAAGAAUUUAUUGAUGCUGUUAAAAGAGGGGAGAUCCCCAGAGAGUUGUACCGUCUGUCACGUGGUGGUGAGGUACAUGUCAACCUAGAAGAUCACCGAGAAGAGGAAUAUGUUCCUCCCAAGAAACCAACUAUUGUUGCUUUUCAAGGAACAGGACAGAAACUUGGAAGUCCAGCUCCUGAUAUUAAAUAUAAUGAAGAAAAGGUAGGAACAUCAUCAUCAUCGUCUGCAGGGUCAAGUAGCGCCGCACCACCAUCAAUAGUGGACCAAUCACAGCCUACAACUAGUAUUCAAAUCAGACUAGGAGAUGGAACAAGAUUGGUAUCAAAGUUCAAUCAUACCCAGACAGUAAGAGACAUAAGGGCAUUUAUUGUAGCUUCAAGACCUCAGAUGGCAGGAAGGCCGUUCGUUCUCAUGACAACAUUCCCAAAUAAGGAGUUAACAGAUGCAGGGCAGACUAUCCAAGAAGCGAAUCUAUUAAAUGCUGUAAUAGUACAGCGGUUCAAGUGACAUGUA
Actinia tenebrosa (Australian red waratah sea anemone) is the source of this 1193-nucleotide messenger RNA. RefSeq names its product NSFL1 cofactor p47. Gene Ontology annotation, biological process: nuclear membrane reassembly; Golgi organization; autophagosome assembly. Gene Ontology annotation, molecular function: ubiquitin binding. Gene Ontology annotation, cellular component: cytosol; nucleus. The record is from RefSeq and is a predicted model, not a curated record. NCBI's taxonomy places the organism in Eukaryota, Metazoa, Cnidaria, Anthozoa, Actiniaria, Actiniidae.